Paracoccidioides brasiliensis Pb18 is the source of this 1308-nucleotide messenger RNA. RefSeq lists its product as uncharacterized. Bases 1 to 1308 code for a protein of 435 amino acids. Gene Ontology annotation, cellular component: fungal-type vacuole membrane. The transcript is spliced from 3 exons. The record is from RefSeq and is a predicted model, not a curated record. Gene Ontology annotation, biological process: transmembrane transport. Gene Ontology annotation, molecular function: transmembrane transporter activity.
AUGACGGACCAAGUCCUGAACGACAAACCAAUCCCAAAGGAGGAGCAUUGUCUGCAGAGCUCUGACCAGGGAGACUCGACGGACCGUGCUGAUAUCGACGAGAAGCUUGAGAAUUCCUUCCCAGAUGGAGGUGCCAGGGCAUGGAGUGUAGCACUGGGCACGUCUGGUGUGCUGUUCUGCACUUUCGGAUACGUCAACGCCUAUGGCGUAUUCCAAGAGUACUAUAUGUCACAUCAACUGCGCGACUCGUCUCCGUCAGCCAUAUCCUGGAUUGGCUCAUUGCAGGUUUUCUUCUUGUUUUCCGGUUCCCUUGUUGGUGGCCCACUCUUCGACCGAUACGGAGCAAAGGUUAUCUGGCCAUCUGCUGUUCUACACUUCUUUUCCAUUAUGAUGACGAGCAUUUCGAAAGAAUAUUACCAGAUCAUGUUAGCCCAAGGAGUUCUUGGGGGUAUAUCUAUGGGCAUGACCAUGGCCCCGUCAAUGGCCGCAACACCUCAAUAUUUCAGCCAGAAACGCGGAGCGGCUAUGGGCAUCGCGGUUGCGGGAUCUUCGAUCGGUGGAGUCAUCUUCCCAAUUGCACUUGGCAGGAUGUUUAACAGCACUUCACUGAGUUUCGGCUGGUCUGUUCGCAUCUGCGGCUUUCUUGUCCUGGGCAUUCUCACACCCUCAUGCGCAGCUAUCCGUUCCCGUCUCCCGCCACGAAAGAAGAGCUUCUUCCUCCGAUCCGCAUUCAAACAGCCAGAAUAUGUAGCAAUCAUCACCUUUAGUUUUCUCAUGACUCUUAGCGUCUUUUCCCCUAUAUUCUUUCUCCCAAGCUACGCGGUGGAGCACGGAAUGGGUAAAGCCCUCGCUUCAUUCAUUCUCUCCAUGUUGAACGCAGCGUCCUUCUUUGGCAGAGUUCUCCCCGGCGUCUUAGCAGACCGACUCGGACGCUUCAACGUGGUCAUUGCAUCCGGCGUCUCGUCAGGGGUGCUGAUAUUAUGCUGGCCAAAAAUGACCUCCAACGCAUCUAUAAUAAUAUUCGCGACUCUGUUUGGCUUUUGCUCCGGUGCCAUCGUCUCGGGCAUGGCCGUCUGCCUAUCAACCUGUGCCAGGGACCCCAAAAACAUUGGGACAUACAUGGGUAUGGGCAUGGGCAUUGUCGCGCUUGCAGGACUGAUAGGGCCACCGAUUAAUGGCGAGCUGGUCAAGCAAUAUCACAGUUUUACCCCAGUCUCCAUCUUUUCUGGUGUGAUAGCUUUCGCUGGAUCAGCGGUUGCCAUACUUGCAAAGGCUACCACAGAAGAGGGGCUGUUCGGAAAAGUCUAA